CCCAAUCCUAGGUCACGCUCACGCCGCCCACCAUCACCACGCCACCCAAAUUCCCGGUCCUUCCAGCCUACCCCCGCAGCCGACGACGGCGACGGCCUCGGCGGCGGCGGCGGUUGCGGUCCGAGCAGAAUCAGCCGGAGCGGGCGCGCAUUACCCGUCCUCAUCCAAUCAGGUCCCCAUCGGAAGGGGAAGGGAAGGCGAAGGCGGGGGUUAAGUCAACCGGCCCUCCUCGCCGCCGCCGAUGCUGAGGCGCCGGCCAUGGCGUCGGCGCUGCUCUCGUACCUGCAUGCCCUGUGGCCGUUCUCCGCCCUCGUGAGGGAGGAGGACGACCUACGCGCGUCCGCGCGGCUGGUCGGGGCGCUCUCGGUGCCGGAGGAGACGAAGCAGUUCGUUUUCGCGCUCCGCGAGCCGCCGGGAGGGCCGCCGCGGGAUCGGGACGGCGGCGGCGUGAUCUACAUCCUCGCCGCGCAGAACCUGUCGGAGCAGUCCGCGUCGGACGCCGAGCGCCUGAUCAGGGAGGUGCGGCCGGGGGCCGUGGUCACCCAGGUCGCGCGCGCGGCCCUCGACGACGUCCGGAUCGAGGAGGCCUGCCUCGCUGGCAACGGCGGCGAGGGCGUUCCGGUUCCGGCGUCGCCGUUCCAGGUGAUCAAGCAGUGCGUCACGGAGAAGAGGAGCAAGGAUCAGUAUGUGAAGGCGGCCGCCUGCCAGGUCCUGCAGGAGAUCUUCGGGGUCGGGUUCUACGGCCAUCUGCUUGCUGCCAAGCGAGCCGCGGAGGAGACGGGUUCGUGUUUUCUUUUGCUCGAGUCACCGUAUGAGAGGAAUUGUGGCGGCAAUGGGUCGGGCAGCCAGAAUAGUGCUGCGGAUGAUGGUUCGGCCCAGCAAUUACAGGCUAGCUGCUCGCUCCCUCACAGCACCACAGAUGAUGAAUCAGGUUUGCAAUUGCAGGCUAGCUGCUUGCUUCCCAGGAGUGCCACUUCAAUCGUAAGCUCCCAUGGUAGGACAAUAUGCCUUAUGGAUGAUAAUGGAGGACAACUCUUGAAGUCCCUGGCUCCAAGUCUCAAUUUCCUGAUGUCCCAAGCUAUCACUUCCAAUGCUGCUACUGAAUGCAGGCCAUCUGAAUGCAAGCCGGCUGAUGGAUACGAGGCCCCACCAUUUGCUCAGUCUGUCUACCCUUUACUUGCUGAUCUGUAUCAUAUAUUUGUUGACAUCCCAUCGAUCGGGAGGGCUAUGGCUUCUGCUCAGCAGUUGCUUACACAAGUUCACGAGGGGGAGCCAAUCAGCAGUGACAUGUUAUCAGAUGUGUACAUAUUUAGAAUUGCAAUAGAGGCCCUUAGAAUGGGUUUAAACAAUGCAGCAAGGUGUCACAUUGAUACUAGAGAUAAGGAUGGUUCAAAAAAGCUGGAGUUUUCAGACCUCCGAUCUGAUGAGAAGUGCCACAUUCUUCUUGUGCAAGCUCUCAGGAGCCAACUAAAAGAGUUUGAUUCUGUGGUGGCUAUUGUUGAUGCAAGCUGCUUAGCUGGAAUAAGAAGACAUUGGAACACCCCUGUUCCUUCAGAGAUUACUCAGUUAGCUAGCAGGUGCUUCAGCCAUUAUUGUGAUGAAAAUGAUGACAAAAUUGAGCUGCCUUCAGCAGUCAGUACUGAUAAAAAAAGUUGGAUAUCUGAGAAGCCUGUGGUUGCUGUUGGUGCAGGAGGUACAGCAAUUUUGGGCUUUUCAUCAUUGUCAAAAACUGUUCAGGCUUCUGCCUUCCUUAAGCUGGCUCCGUACAAAAGUCCAGUAGUCCUAAAGUAUGGAUUAAUGCAGCUACAGAGACAUGCUGCCAUUGUAUUAAGCAAGAUUCUCCCUCAUGGGUUUGUUACUGCUGGUUCGAAGGCAUCUGCUCUACAGUUCACGGCUUCAGCAGAGAAAAUCCGAGCAGUGGCUCACACUAUAAUAUCAUCAGCUGAGAGAACGAGCUUGUUGGCUAUGCGGACGUCAUUCUAUGAAAUAAUGCAGAAGAGGCAUAGACAGCCUUUCAGAAUAACUCCUUGGGCAACAUUUGGCUGCAGCAUGGUUGCAUGCGCUGGACUCUUGACGCAUGGAGAUGGGAUUGAGUGUGCAGCCGAGGCAGCACCUUCUGUUCCAAUGAUUGCCUCUCUGGGCCGUGGCCUUGAGGGCUUGCGUCUCACAUCUCAGGAAGUCAGACAAACGAAGGGCCAUAAUGUGAAAGAAGCUUUACAAGCUUUAAUGAAGAGCUUGAAGAAAUCAGCAAAAUAAAUGGCCAACACUUUACAACUGGAGCUGUAUAGAUUUUCAUCAUGCAAUUUUGGAGCAAGACUUAAUUGCCAUGAACUGUAAAGUGCAUUUUCUUGUUGGCUGAGAGUGAAAUUCCCAAGGUGUUUGUACUUAUGGGCGAUGCUAGCUUGAACUAGGGAGCGCUUGAGCCAGAUAAGUGUGUUUUUUUAUUGACCUUCUGUAUAUACAUACAAGAUAUAACACUGUUAACACAUUGACAUGAAUGGAGAUAUAGUUACAAAAUACUACUGUGACUUCUGGCACAUUUUA
Panicum virgatum (switchgrass) is the source of this 2544-nucleotide messenger RNA. RefSeq lists its product as uncharacterized. The transcript has a single exon. Bases 259 to 2256 code for a protein of 665 amino acids. Lineage: Eukaryota; Viridiplantae; Streptophyta; Magnoliopsida; Poales; Poaceae. The record is from RefSeq and is a predicted model, not a curated record.